UUAACUAAGCUUUGAAUAAGAUGCAAGUCAUGGGCAACAUAACAGUUCUUCAUCAUUGCUCAGUCGUGGACGAAGAAAAAGUUUGAAUAACUACACUGGAAGAAUUUGACAGCAAAAUUACAGUUGACUAGUAACAUGUUUCGUUUAAUGACUAAAAGUGAUAAAUUAAAAAAACCAAAAACAUUUGUAUAAUAUCAUUUAGUUCCCACGACAUUACAACAAUAACAUAUUGAACUGGUACUUCCUUUAACAACAAGAUGGACAAAUGAAUUAACUACAAUAUCCUUGUGAACCGGAAUUGUGACGGAUUUAGUGCUUUUCAUUGCUUUAUUUUAACGAUUAACACCGUUGUUUAGAGUUGUAAUCCUGACAAGGAAUGUUUUCCUAUAUUUCAUGUUUUACCGUUGCCUAAGAAAUAUAAAGUGUAUGUCAACUAUGUGAACUCACAGCAAUAAAUAAUAAUAUGUGUACACAUAUAUUUAUAUAGCAAAGCUGAUGAGAUUUUAUUCUAUACGUUGUGAGCUUUUUUAAUCACCACAGUGAGUUUAUCGUACAUGUAACUAUUAUAGUAAGAUGUCUUUGUUUGAAAGAAAACUUCUACGACUGACGCUUCUCUUUGUAAUUUGGUCCGUUGUCAUGGAAACGACAAACGGCGCAUGUUGUCGCAAACCUUUUAAAAAGCAUUGCUGGGAUUGCACACCCAGUACUCCUUGUUGUGGAUAUGGUUCUUGUAACAUAUUCUGUUGCGGAUGUGACUGUCGUAAAGAGCCAAGCGGAAAACUUUGUUUUGGACGUGGAGAUAAUUGCAUAUGUAUCAAAAUCAGACGAAAGCGUCAAUUGUCAUUUGAUACUACAGAUGUUUCUGCUUAUCAUACAUUUCUAGGAUUCGAUAUCAACAAAAAUGGGAUGAUGGAACAGUUUGAGUUUAGUAAAGCUUUGGAACAGAUGCACAUCACGGACAACAUGACCGUGUUUCAUCAUUGGUCAAUCAUGGACGAAGACAAAGAUGGGAUUAUAAGUCUUGAAGAAUUUGACAGAGAAAAAUUAUAGCUGAUCUAGAACAUGUUCCUUUUUAUACAUAAACGUCAAGAUUGAACAGGAGAAAACAUUGGAUAUUGAAAAUUAA
Messenger RNA from Mytilus trossulus (common blue mussel), 1126 nucleotides. RefSeq lists its product as uncharacterized. The coding region runs from base 574 to 1050 and encodes 158 amino acids. Lineage: Eukaryota; Metazoa; Mollusca; Bivalvia; Mytilida; Mytilidae. The record is from RefSeq and is a predicted model, not a curated record. The transcript has 3 exons.